GGAAAAGAAUGUUCGAUUUGACGGGCAAGCAUGUCUGCUAUGUCGCGGACUGUGGCGGCAUUGCACUGGAGACCAGCAAGGUUCUCAUGACCAAGAACAUAGCGAAACUGGCCAUAUUGCAGAGCACAGAGAAUCCCCAGGCCAUCGCCCAGCUUCAAGCCAUUAAGCCGAGCACUCAGAUAUUUUUUUGGACCUACGAUGUGACCAUGGCCAGGGAGGAAAUGAAAAAGUAUUUCGAUGAAGUGAUGGUGCAAAUGGACUACAUCGAUGUCUUGAUAAACGGAGCCACUUUGUGCGAUGAGAACGACAUUGAUGCCACCAUCCACACGAAUCUAACGGGAAUGAUGAACACGGUGGCCACUGUUCUGCCCUAUAUGGACAGAAAAAUGGGCGGAUCUGGAGGAUUAAUAGUGAAUGUUACAUCAGUUAUUGGCUUGGACCCAUCUCCGGUAUUUUGUGCCUACAGUGCUUCGAAAUUCGGAGUCAUUGGCUUCACCAGAAGUCUAGCGGACCCACUGUACUAUUCCCAAAACGGAGUGGCUGUCAUGGCUGUUUGCUGUGGCCCCACCAGAGUUUUUGUAGACCGCGAGCUAAAGGCCUUCCUGGAAUAUGGCCAGUCCUUUGCCGAUCGCCUGCGCCACGCCCCCUGCCAGUCGACUGCCAUUUGUGGCCAGAACAUUGUCAAUGCCAUCGAGCGAUCCGAGAAUGGUCGAAUAUGGAUUGCCGAUAAGGGCGGACUGGAGCUGGUCAAGUUGCACUGGUACUGGCAUAUGGCCGAUCAGUUCGUCAACUAUAUGCAGAGCAACGACGAAGAAGAGCACGAUUGACUGCGAGUGAAAUAAAGCGAAAAG
Messenger RNA from Drosophila kikkawai, 851 nucleotides. RefSeq names its product Adh-related (gene Adhr). NCBI's taxonomy places the organism in Eukaryota, Metazoa, Arthropoda, Insecta, Diptera, Drosophilidae. Gene Ontology annotation, cellular component: cytoplasm. Gene Ontology annotation, molecular function: oxidoreductase activity. The record is from RefSeq and is a predicted model, not a curated record.